This is a messenger RNA of Salvia hispanica, 1734 nucleotides long. RefSeq names its product galactoside 2-alpha-L-fucosyltransferase-like. Gene Ontology annotation, molecular function: galactoside 2-alpha-L-fucosyltransferase activity. NCBI's taxonomy places the organism in Eukaryota, Viridiplantae, Streptophyta, Magnoliopsida, Lamiales, Lamiaceae. The record is from RefSeq and is a predicted model, not a curated record. Gene Ontology annotation, cellular component: Golgi apparatus; membrane. Gene Ontology annotation, biological process: xyloglucan biosynthetic process; cell wall biogenesis.
UUGCAGCAAUGGAGAAGAGGCUGAAGAUUAGAAUAAAUAGGAGAGAGAUUGAUCUCUAAACCAGACCAAUGAAUAGGCUCAACGACUGAGCCAUGGCUGCUAACCUCGGCUGCGGCCCCGAGCGGGGAUGUGGGCUCAAUCUCAUGGCUGUGCUUCUCGGUUUGGUGAUGGGCUUCUCCGUUUCAUUCUACGUCUAUGUACUGCCACCGACCCUCGUUGGACACCGGAAUCAUGAUCUUACCCCUCAAAAAGCCAUAAUAGAGGAACGCAGUCAUGCUCAGCCUAUUGAGGUGCCUAAGGAUAAGCUGCUCGGCGACCUUCUCCCGACCGGAUUUGACGAAAGGUCUUGCCAGAGUCGGUAUCAGUCCCUCCUGUAUCGCCAGGGAGUACCUCAGAAAGCAUCCUCUUACCUCAUAUCCAAGCUACGAAGCUAUGAAGCCCGACACAGAAAAUGUGGACCAUACACGAGCGCAUACAACAAAACGGUCGAAGAUCUCAAAUCUGGCAGAUACUCUAGCACACCAGAGUGCAGCUACCUCAUAUGGAUAUCCUUCAGUGGUUUGGGGAACAAGAUCUUGACGAUCACCUCUGCUUUCCUGUAUGCUCUCCUGACCGAUAGAGUCCUCCUCGUUGACAGGGGAGUCGGUAUUGAUGAUCUUUUCUGUGAGCCAUUCCCCAAGGCCUCAUGGCUACUUCCGUUGGACUUUCCCCUGAUCAACGAGAUCAGUAGCUUCAAUCAGAGCUCGCACCAGAGCUACGGGAGCGUGGUGAAGAGCAACUCUACGGAUUUAGUGCAACGGCAGUAUAUGUAUCUCCAUCUGGCUUAUGACUAUGAUGACCAAGACAAGCUUUUUUUCUGCGAUAAAGAUCAAGCACGUCUGCCGAGUAUCCCGUGGUUGUUUAUGAAAUCGGAUACUUACUUCGUUCCAUACCUUUUCCUGAUGCCCUCGUUUCAGCAGGAGCUCCACAGCCUCUUCCCGGACAAGGAAACUGUGUUCCACUUCUUGGGGCGUUAUCUCUUCCACCCGACAAACGCAGUGUGGGGGCUUAUAAGCCGAUACCAUGAAGCUUAUCUGUCGAAGGCUGAUGUCACAGUAGGAAUUCAAGUAAGGGUAUUUAAUGUUUCACCUGGUCCAUACAAGCACAUAUUAGAUCAGAUUCUGUCUUGCACGACGAGGGAGAAUAUACUCCCGGAGAUCAGCCAGCAAGAAGGAGGCUUUGUCGGCUCAUCCACUAAGCAGAAGACUCGAGUAUCAGUGCUGAUCACCUCUCUGAGCUCUGGCUACUUUGAGCAAAUAAGAGACGUGUAUUGGGAGAAUCCAACCACGGCCGGGGAGGUGGUUGCAGUGUUCCAACCGAGUAAUGAAAUGCUUCAGCAGUCGGAGAAGCAGAACCACAACCGGAAGGCGUGGGCGGAGAUGUAUCUGCUGAGCCUAACGGACAAACUGGUGACGAGUUCUUGGUCGACGUUUGGCUAUGUGGCCCAGGGGCUUGGAGGGGUGAAGCCGUGGAUACUCUACAAGCCUGAGAACCAGACGGCACCAGAUCCACCGUGCAGACGAGCCAUGUCGAUGGAGCCGUGCUUCCAUGCUCCCCCGUUCUACGACUGCAAGACGAGGAGAGGGAUCGACCCAGGCACUGUGGUGCCUCAUGUUAGGCAUUGUGAGGAUAUGAGCUGGGGUUUAAAGCUAUUUCAAAAUCACAGUAAAUAAAAUUAUUUAUUUCAUUCUUGGA